AUGAGAAUUGAGAAAGCCCUAGAACGUAUGAGAAAAGAUAGAGAACCGAAGAAAGAAGAAGAUCAUUCUUUCCAAGAGUUUAGCAAAAAAUUUCAAGGGCUUAAUCUUCCUUCCAAGUUUGAACCUUCAUCAAAACCUCCAACAUUUUCAAAUGAAAAGGAACGAAUUCUUUUUGAAAGGCAACAAAAGAAGGUUAAGGAAGAAGAAGCACAAAAACAAAAACUCAAGGAAGCCAGAGUUGAGUAUCAUGCAAGCAGAGUUGCAGCAAAGAAUCAACAUUUCAACCUUUUCCACAAUCAAAACAAUAUUGUGGGACUUGAUAAGGCACCAAAGAAAGAUGCUAUUGAGCCACCCAAGAUACCAUCAAUACUUGAUAAGGAAUCCAUACUUCAACGACAAGCUGAAAUUGACUCUGAAAUUGAAAAGGAAUAUACCGAAAUGAUUAACUUGACCAUGAAGAAAAUUGAAACUCUCAAACGAAAGAAGGAGAGCAUAAUUAUGAGCAAUAACAAUGAAAAUAAUGGAGCAUCCAAUGAAGAUAAAGCUGGCGCAGUAGAGGAUACAAUGUUUGGAGAUAGCGAUGACAGCAAUGAAGGAAUUGAAUCCAGCGAAGAAGAAGUGGAAUAUGAAACAGAAGGGGACAGCGAAGAAGACGAAACAGAGGAAGAAGAAGAUUAUUAUGAAGAGACCGAUUACGAUGACAUUCCUGUGGUCGGACGUUUGGAAGAUCGUGUCAACAGCCUUAUUAAACAGAAUGAGCAAAUAUUCGGCAAAGAAAAGUUCGACAAACUUUACGCCAAAUAUCAAGAACUCUACAACAAUGAUCAAAUCCAAAACGAAGAAGCUAAAAUUAUUCCACGAAAAGAAGUACUAGGGGAUGACGAACCUCAAUUACGAAAAUAUUGUCAUCUCAUUGAAGAAUUAAUAUUUGUACAAUCAGCGCUCCUAUAA
Messenger RNA from Naegleria lovaniensis, 951 nucleotides. RefSeq lists its product as uncharacterized. The transcript has a single exon. Lineage: Eukaryota; Heterolobosea; Eutetramitea; Acrasida; Naegleriidae. Bases 1 to 951 code for a protein of 316 amino acids. The record is from RefSeq and is a predicted model, not a curated record.